AUGAAGAAAAAUCCAAAAAGUAUUGAAGAGAUCACGGAUUUGCCUCAUGUUGAUAAUUCAGAUAAUUGUAUGAAAAUGAAUAAUAUAAAAAAUGGAGACGAUGGAAAUAAUAAUUAUGGGAAAUCAGAUAAUACAAAUGAAACAAAUUUGAAUGAUACUUUAAGUUACAACAAGUAUGGGAAUAAUUUCUUAAGUUACAAUGGAAAUUAUGGUUCGAAUAAAAUGUACAGUAAUCAGAAUAUCAACAAUAGAUAUUAUAAUAAGAUACAUUUUAAUGAAGAGAAUUAUGAGUAUUUUGGAAGGGGUAGAAAUUACAAAAAUUGCAAUAAUAAUGGUAAUUAUAACAACAAUAAUAAUAAUAAUUACAAUUACUAUAACCAUUAUAAUAAUAAUAGUAGUAGUAAUAAUAAUAAUAAUAAUAAUAGCAGUGGUAUAAGUAAUAAUUAUCAUGAUGGGGAUUAUGUGAAAUAUAACAAAAAGGGAAGUACUAUUCACAACAGAUAUAAUAAUAUUUAUACUACAAGUACUACCCAUAACACCUAUAAUAAUAAUAAUAAUAAUAAUAAUAGUAGUAGUAGUAGUCACAAUUUUCAUAUUUCUAAUAAUAAUUUAAGUGGCAAUAAUUAUCAUUAUUAUAAUCCAUAUAAUUAUUAUAAUGGAUGUACAACUAUAGACAAUGAGUUGAAUGAAAAAGACCAUAAGCAGAUAUCGUCAAAAAAGAUGUCUAAUAGCGUGGCAACAGCAAGAAGUGAAUAUACUAGCGAAAGUAAAGAAUAUCAGGCUAAUGAUAUUAAUAAAAAAAAAAAUGAAUUCAAUAGGAAUGAUACAUGUAAAAAUGAUGUGAAGACAAAUGAUGUGAAAACAAAUGAUGUGAAAACAAAUGAUGUGAAGACAAAUGACGGGCAAACAAAUGAUGUGAAAACAAAUGAUGUGAAAACAAAUGAUAUGAAAACAAAUGAUAUGAAAACAAAUGAUAUGAAGACGAAUGAUAUGAAGACAAAUGAUAUACGUCCAAUGAACAAAGAUCAGAAUAUGAAAAAAAACAUAAGAAUUAAUAAAAAUUAUUUUCCAAAAGGAAUUACUUCACCAAGAAAUAAUGGUAAUACAAAUGAUACAUAUAUAAGAGACGAUAAUGUAUUAAAUACAUACGAAGAAAGUUUUACAAUGAAAAAUAAGAAAAAAAAUUAUUAUAGAUAUCAAAAUAAUUAUAAAAAUAACACUUCAAACCAUUUCUAUAAUUCUUUGAAUAUGAAAUUGAUUAAUUAUGGAAACUUUGGUUACAAUAACAAUAAUCAUUAUAACAACAGUUAUAAUAAUAGUAGUAAUAAUUAUUAUCAUAAUAAUAAUUAUCAUAAUAACCAUAGAGUCAACAUACAUAUGAAUUACAGAAAUAAGAACAACUGCAUGAAUAAUUAUUAUCCAUAUAAUAAUUACAUUGAUACAAAGGAAAAUGAUACUAUGCAAAAAGGUACUUCCAGUCGUAAUAUCCUUUAUGAUAACAAAAAUGACGAUACAAAUUUUAAUUGUUUUGGAAAGGAUAAAUAUGCAAAUAAAAAAAAUGAAAUUGAUAAAAAUCAAAAUGACAGUGUUGUUGUUUAUGAUGAGAAUACCAAUAAGGAGGACCAUAAGGAUGACAAUAAAAAUAGUAGUAAUGAUAAUAUACCGAAUGUUAAUAAUAGUGAUAAUUGUAAUUUAACUAGUGACGAUAGGAUAAAGUCAAGUAUCCAGGAAAAUAAUACAUGUAUAUCACCAAAAAAUAAUAGUGUUGUACUUAAUAAUACAAAUAUGGAAGAAAAUCGUUCUUAUAGCAAUAAUGAUAAUGCAUCAAAAGAUAUUAUUAUGGAUAAUAUGUGUGAUAAAUAUAAAAAAGAAGGCAAGCCCUCUGAAAACAGUGUAUAUGUUAAUACAUAUAAUGAUAAGGAAAAGACAAAUCAUGAUAGUGAUGUGGCAAUGGAAAAGGAUAAUUCAGAUAUAAUAUAUACUGAAAUAGAACAAAAUUAUAAUAAAAAAAAUAAUAAUAAUGAUAAAAAGAAGGAGGAUAAUAUAGCUAAUGUUAAGGCUCAUUCCAAUUUUUAUGAUACAUUUGAUAAUAAUGAUAAGAGAGAUGAUGAAAAUGGAAUGGCAGAAAUAAAAGGAGAGGAGGAAAAUCUAGAUAUAAAAAAAAUCUCCAAUAAAAACAGUAUGAAUAAAAAUAAUGUAUCCUAUUUGGAGAAUGAGCAAUAUUUGAAAUGUAAAAUUGGAGAGGUAAAGAAUAAAAAUGAACAAGGUAAUACAGCUGAAGAUAAUAAUAAUAAUAAUAAUAAUUAUAGUAAUAAUAAUAAUAACAAUAGUAAUUAUAAUAGUAAUUAUAAUUAUAAUUAUUAUUAUCAUAAUAAUAUUAAUGAUUAUGAUGAUUAUUACGAUAUUAACGAUAAUAAUAAUUUGUUUAAGGAUGAAAAUUUUGAUAAUUCCACAAAUAAUAAAUCUUUUAAAUAUAACAAUAGGAAUAAUAUAAAAAAUGACCACUCAUUCAAAUCACAUAUACAAUGUAAUAUGAACAAUUCUUAUAAUUAUAGUAAUGGAAAUACUUUACAUUGUGAAGGAAGUAAGGAAUUAUCGUAUGAAAAGAAUCAUUAUUCAUUUUCAAAAAACGAGACUUUUAAGAAAAAGGGUCCAAAUAAAAAUUACACAAAUGGGUACAAUUUUAAUUACAGUAAUAGGAGUGGGAAAAAUAUGAAGAAUCAUAACUAUGCCUAUAAUAAUUUUAACGCAGGAUAUCAAAGAAGUAAUAUGUCAAAGGAUAAUAAAUAUAAUGAUAAUGAGGGAAAUAAUAUGUAUGAAAAUGGCGAGAAUAACAAUAAGGGAGACACAAUUAAAAAUAAUGAUAUUAUAUAUGAUAAAAGGGAGGAUGAUAAGAAUAUAAAACAUGUAAAAUAUGAUGAUGAUCAUAAUCAAAAUCGAGAUAACGAUGAAGAUAAAGAUAAAGAUCAUAAUCAAGAUAAAGAUCGUAAUCAAGAUAAAGAUCGUAAUCAAGAUAAAGAUCGUAAUCAAGAUAAAGAUCAUAAUCAAGAUAAAGAUCGUAAUCAAGAUAAAGAUCGUAAUCAAGAUAAAGAUCAUAAUCAAGAUAAAGAUCAUAAUCAAGAUAAAGAUCAUAAUCAAGAUAAAGAUCAUAAUCAAGAUCAAAAUCAAGAUCAAAAUCAAGAUAGCAUUAUUAAAAAUAACCAUAUAAUUAGUAUAGAGGAUGAUAAAAAAGAAUGUGAGAUAUAUUAUCAUAGAGAUAACAAUAUUAUUAAUUUUGAUAAAACCGAUAACAACUGUGAUGUUCAGUAUUCUCCAAAUUUACAAAAUGAUGACCCUAACAUAACUAUUGAAAAUAAAGAGGAGAAAAAUAUCAAUACUGAUAUAACAAUUUGUGAUGGUUCAAUUAUACCAAAUAAUAAAAAUUACACUUAUAAUAAUUAUAGAAAUGAAGAAAAAAAUAGGAUUAGAAAUAAUUGCCAAGGUGUAAUAAAUAUGAUACAUGACAAUGACAACAUGAAUUAUCAUCCUAUUUCAAAAAAACGAUUUGGUUAUUUUAAAGAUAAGAAUUUCUCUUAUAAUAAACAUGUAGAGGCAGAUAAUAAUGUACGCAAUUAUGUCGAUCAUACAUCUAUAAAUAUUUCUACAUAUAAUGAUUCCUACAAAACAAAUUUCCAAAGAAAAAAGGAUUAUAAUAGUUAUAUGACAAUGCCUUAUUCAAAUAAAAAGGAUAUUAAAUAUUAUAAGAAGAAAGGGAAAAUAGAGAGGAGAAUUAAAGAACAUAAUUGUUACAGUGGUAUAAUAGGAGAAAAUGAAAGAAAUAAAAUAAUAGAUAACAUUGGUGUAACAACUUCAAAUGGAUAUAUUACCCAUAAUAUUCAAAAUAUUCAAAAUAUUCAAAAUAUUCAAAAUAUUCAAAAUUUUAAGAAUAUACCAAAUGUUAAGAAUAUGCAAAAUGUUCAAAAUAUACCAAACAUUUCAAAAAUCUCCAACAUGCCCAAUAUAUCUAACAUUUCUAAUGGGUCGAAUAUUCCAAACAUGUAUAAUAUCACGAACAUUCCGCAGAUCGUUAAAGGACAAGACCAAUUUUGUAAUUCUACAUAUGGAAGAAGCAACAAAGAAAGAAAAGCUAUCAUAUCGUCCAACUCAACUACCAAUUUAACUUUUGACACCAAAAAAAAGGCUACACAAAAUACCUGGGUUAUUGACCAUAUAAACAAUGAAGAAGAGGAACAAAUGAAUAACAUAACCUCCAUUUCAAACACAACGGUGAACUGUUACAAAUCCGAGUUUUCAUGUUAUAAAGAUAAUUAUAAAUACAAAAAACAUUCAACUCAUAUUUCUACACCCAAUUAUUCAAUGAACAAAGAUAACGGUGUACUAAACGUAAUAAGUUCUGUUGACAAAUUAGUAAAAAAUGAAUACAUGUACAACGAAGAAAAGGGAAGAAAACGAGCAAACAAAAUUAAUAAUAAGAUGAACUGGCAAAAAAAAGGAUUCAUGUUAGAGCAAAAUAGGGAGAAAAUAAAUAUAGUAUUAAAUGAAGAAAUGAAUAUGCCCAAUGUGGUGAAUUGUACUAAUACACCAACUGUAUUAAAUGAUGCAAAAGAAUCUCAAACGUAUGACGAAUUGAAACAAAAGAAAAAAAACAAAAAAAAAAUAGAAGAAUUGUGCUGUAUGAAGAAAUCAAUAGAUAUGUUGCAUGUAAGAUCAAGAUCUGAAAAUUUCCAUUGCAGGAAAAAUAGUUUUAAGAACUUGGAAAUUUCUAUGAUGAAACCGCAUAUGCAACAUUUUGAACAAUCUAUAAAUAUGGAAGGAUUUAGAUGUAUAUUGAGUAAAAUGAUGAUUAAUUAUGAAGGUGAUAUGCUAGUGGAUGAUCAAGAGGAGGAAGAAAAGGAAGAAGAAAAAAAAGGACAAGAAAAAGGACAUAAAUGCGAAUGCAAAUGCGAAUGUAAAUGCCAAUGCCAAUGUCAAUGUGAACAAUAUAAUGAUAAUAAAAAGCAUCCUGAACAUGAUAAGGAAGACAACAUUAUUCAGAAGAAAGAUGACGAUGAAAUAAAAACAGAAAAGGAUCAUAAAGAAGAAGAACAGGAAAUUUAUAACACCAAAGAAGAACCCCAAUAUUAUUCGAAUAAUAAUGUACACAACGAAUCUUAUGUCACACAUCAUGAUAGCCUUAAGAAUAAUGAAACAAUUUCAACAAAUACUUCUGGUUGUUCUAUGAUUAAAAAUGACGAUUCUUUUGGUGAUAGUGUUAUAUCUAAUAGCUACGUAUACAAGGAAAAUGAUUUAAAUACAAAUAGUUGUAUAAAUAAAUUAAAACAAUUGAAGGAUGAUAAUAUAAAAAAGGAUAAUAGUAUGAAAGAAACUUAUAUGAACAAUAUGAACAUGAAUACCAUGGAUAGUAUACAUUUUGAUAGUAUACAUAUUGAUAGUUUACAUAUUGAUAAUUUACAUAUUGAUAAUAUAAAUAUUAAUACUACUAAUAACAUAUAUAAAAAUGGUGAUAUAACAAAUAACAAUAGAAAUGGAGGGGAUGUUAACAGGGCUCUUUUUAAUUCUAGAGAAAACAUUACUGAUGACUAUAGUAUGAAAACUCAAAACACCUUUCUUUGUAUAUAUGAUGAAAACAAUAAAGAAAUGUUUGAUAAAAAAAAAAAGAAAAAAGGGUUUUACCAAAAAAACGAUUUGUCUAUGAAAAAGGAUGUAGGUGGUGAUAUUAUUUUAAAUAAGCAUUCAUUAGAAGAAAAAAAUAAUUGUGAUUUGACUAUAUAUACUAAUAAUAUAAAUAAUACUGAUAAGAAUAUGGAAAAUUGUUAUGAUACCUCUUGUGCUACCAAAACGUAUGAUAAUAUUAAUAGUAGAAAAUUUGGCAUUGAUACAUAUGUGAAAGAGAGUGCUAAAAUAACAAAUAGAUUGUGGAAUAAUAAUAUAGAUAGAUAUUCUUAUAAAAAUGGAAGGAAUGGAGUGUAUUAUAAUGAGUAUGGUAAGAUGGAAGGAGGCACUUAUGAUUAUCACCCUAGUAAUAUGAUGUACAAGAAAUUUGGUAAGAAUAAUGACAAUGAUAAUGAUAAUAAUAAUGACAAUAAUAAUGACAAUAAUAAUAAUAUUGAUGAUGAUAAUAAUAAUGAGAAUAAUAAUAAUAAUAAUGAUGAUAAUAAUAAUAUUAAUAAUGAUGAUAAUAAUAACAAUAAUAAUGAUGAUAAUAAUAACAAUAAUGACAAGAGCAACAGCAUGAAUAAUAAUUUUGGUAAUUAUCAUAAUAAUAAUAGUAAUAGUAAUAGUCAUUAUAAUAAUUAUCAUCAUAAUAAUAAUUAUCAUCAUAAUAAUAAUUAUCAUCAUCACAAUAACUAUCAUCAUCACAAUAAUUACCAUCAUCAUAAUAAUUAUCAUCAUAACAAUUACCAUGGUAACAAUCAUUUUAAUAAUUAUCAUCAUAAUAAUAUGAAUUCAUAUAAUGAGGGAAGAACCAUACCAAAUAAUAGUUAUAGUGGGAAAAAUAGUUACAAUAAUAAUAUGGGAGAACACAUAAAUAAUAUAGACAUAACAGCUGGUCAGAGGGUUCUGAAGGAUGAUAUGAAUAAAAACAAUUUAUAUAUGGUUCAUAAUCAACAUAAUUUUGAAGAAUAUAAAAAUUAUAUGAAUACGAAUGUGAUAAGAUAUAACAAUCUGCAUAAGAAAAAAUACGUGACAGGUACAAAUUAUCAAGUGAGUAAUUAUAAUGAUACCUAUCAUUUUAAUAAUAUGAGGGGAAAACAGUAUUAUUUAAAUAAGUACAAUUAUAAUAAUCAUCAUGAUAUGGUAUAUACGAAUGGGAAAAAUGUGGAUGUAUAUAAGCAUAUGAGGGCAAACAAUAAAAUAGAAACAUAUAAUCAUAUGAUAAAUGGUAUGAAUGAUAUAAAUGUGAAUAAUAAUGUACGUAAUAAUACGAAUAGCUAUUCUAAUGAUUCUUAUUUGCAUGCACAAAGUGGAGAUGUGCAAAAAGUAUAUACGAAUGAUGAAAUUGUAAAUGACAAACAUAAUAAUAAUGAUAAUAAUAAUGAUAAUGAUAAUAUUUGUAAUAGUAGUAAUAAUAAUAUGGUAGCAGUAGAUAUAAAUGAAGAAAAUAAUAAAAAUAAUAAAAGUAAUAAAAGCGAGGUAAUUAAUAAAUGUGAUGAUAACAAUGAUGAACAUGAUAAAAUGGAUAGUAAAAGUGUGGUAAGUUAUAAAAGUUAUGGAAAUAAAAGCGGUAUAAGUGAUAAAUAUUUUAAUAAGCAUAAUAAUGAAAAUAAUUAUAAAUAUAGUAACAACAAUUAUUUUAAUCAAUCUAAUGAUAUGAACAAAAUUACAAAUAAGUACAUGAACCAUAAUUAUUCCAACGAUAAUUUUAAGGAUAACUACAACAAUAGUAAUGAUAAAAAAAAAAAUUUACAUUAUUUUAAAAAAAAUAAAAUGAACAAUACAUUUAAUAGUAAUAGAAAUAAGUAUGGAAUCGAAAAUUAUGAUGAUGUAAAUUAUCCAAAGGAUUACAAUGAAGAUAAGAUGAACAAUAACAACAAUAAUAAUAAAAACAGAGAUAGACACAAUUAUCAUACUGGUGAUAGAAAUAAUUAUUAUUACCAUAACCACAAAAAUGGUUAUGAUUUUGGAGUGGAAAAUAUCCCAAGUCAAAUUAAAAGAAGACAUCGAAAAUAUAUGCCAGCAAAUAAUUAUCAAUUAAAUGAAAAUCAUUCAACCAUGAACAAUAAUAAUAAUAAUAAUAAUAAUAAUAAUAAUAAUGAUAAUAAUAAUUAUAAUUAUGAUUAUAAUAAUAAUAAUAAAAAAUAUUAUUACAAUAAUAAUUAUAAUAAUAAUGAUUAUUAUUAUUAUUGUAAUGAUGAUAAUUAUUAUAAACAGACAUACGAAAAAAAUAACCAAGAUUACCACAAUGAUGAGUUUAAUCUACCAAUAAAUUACUAUGAAGAUAAUAUUAAAGAAAAUAAUCAAAUGAAAGACAACAAUGAAUUUUUCAAAACUGAAGAAAAAAUAAAUGAAGAAAAUAAAGUUGAAAAGGAAGACAGCAAUGAAGAAAGGGAAAAAAUAAAGAAUGAAAAAUUUAUGUGUGAUGAAAAUUUAAUACGUGAUGAAAAAUUAACAUGUGAUGAAAAAUUAACAUGUGAUGAAAAAUUAACAUGUGAUGAAAAAUUAACAUGUGAUGAAAAAUUAAUACGUGAUGAAAAAUUAACGUGUGAUGAAAAAUUAACGUGUGAUGAAAAAUUGAUGCACGACGAAAUAGAAGGAGAUAGAAAAAAAAUUCAAGAAAAUGUAAUUCCUUCAAAAGUAGACAAAGACAUUAAGAGAAGAAAAAAAAAGGAACAUUUUAAUAACUCGUUUUCAAAAACAAAUAUAUUCAACAAUUCAUAUAAUAUUAAGAACUUGAAUAAUAAUGAUAAUAAAAAUAUGAACACCAUAAGUGAUGAUACAAAUACGAUAAAUGAGAGGAAUGCAAAGAACAAAAAAAAAAAAAAGAAUUAUCAAAAUAAUGUAGACGUGGUUCUUGAUAAUAUAGAGACGGUACCUAGAGCAAGAGAAGAGAAAUUAAGGAAACAAAAAAAGGAUAAUAAAAAAAUAUACAAACUGAAAGAUAAUAAUAUUAAAGAUAAUAAUAUUAAAGAUAAUAACAUUAAAGAUAAUAAUAUUAAUGAGGAUAGACAUUAUGAUGAUAAUUAUAAAGAUGAUAAUUAUAAGGAUGAAAAUAAUUGUGAUGGUAAUAAUUAUGACAAUAAUAAUAAUAAUGAUAACAAUAAUUAUAAUGAUAAUUAUAAUGAAAAUAAUAAUAAUUAUUAUUAUGAUGAUGAUAGUACAAUUAUUAAGAAAAAUUCAUAUACCUAUAAAGUAAAAGAUCAUUCAUAUUAUAAUUACAAUAGAAAUAUAUCUUCAACCAAUAAAUAUGAAUCAAAUUAUAUUGUACAUGAACAUAAUUCAUAUAAUAAUAAUAAUAAUAAUAAUAAUAAUAAUAAUGAAAAUUAUACAAAUUAUACAAAUUAUACAAAUUAUACAAAUCAUACAAAUCAUACAAAUCCAUAUGAAUAUAAGAAAAACAGUUAUAACAAAAAUAAUAACUACAAUAAUAAAACGAAUAAUAUGUACGACACAAAUACUUACAAUAAAGGAUAUAAAAAUUAUAAAAAUAAAAAUCAUAAAACCACUCCCACAGAGCAAUACAAAAAAUUUUAA
Plasmodium falciparum 3D7 is the source of this 9192-nucleotide messenger RNA. Its product is annotated as asparagine-rich antigen Pfa35-2. The record is from RefSeq and is a predicted model, not a curated record. NCBI's taxonomy places the organism in Eukaryota, Apicomplexa, Aconoidasida, Haemosporida, Plasmodiidae.